Messenger RNA from Amaranthus tricolor (Joseph's coat), 2466 nucleotides. RefSeq names its product extensin-2-like. The coding region runs from base 1 to 2466 and encodes 821 amino acids. Lineage: Eukaryota; Viridiplantae; Streptophyta; Magnoliopsida; Caryophyllales; Amaranthaceae. The transcript is spliced from 5 exons. The record is from RefSeq and is a predicted model, not a curated record.
AUGGCAAGGGAAAGGUACAAUUUCAAGAGAAGAAGAGAGGAAAUGGCGAGAGAAAGGAGGAAGAUAAGGGUUCUUGAGAUUUUGAUGUGUUUAAUGGAGUGUGAUGCUGAUUUUUCUUGGGUUAUGCGAAUGAAAGGAAGAAGGAAAUGGUUGUUGAUUUCCUUUGAGUUUAUUCGAUUUCAAUACAAUAGUCCAUCUUAUUCUCCAUCUCUUCAAUACAAAUCUCCAAAUUAUUCACCAUCUCCUGAAUACAAAUCUUCUGCAUAUUCCCCUUCUUUAGAAUACAAAUCAUUAAGCUAUACCCCAUCACAUGAAUACAUAUCUCCAACCUACUUACCAUCUCCUAAGUAUAAAUCUCCAAAAUACUCGGUACCUUCAGUUUACAAGACCUCAGACAACUCGAAAUCCUCAGUGGAUGAUUCCCAAUACUAUUCUCCUUCUCCAGCAUAUAAAUCUCCAGAAUACACACCAUCCCCUAAGGAUAAUUCACCAACAUACUCUCCAUCAUCAGAUUACAAGACUCCUGAUUACUCUUCCUCUCCUAUGUACAAGUCUCCAUACUAUUCUCCUUCUCCUGUGUACAAAUCACCAGAUUACUCACCAUCUUCUGAAUACAAGUCGCCUAUGUCUUCAAAUUACAAGACUCCCGACUACUCUCCAUCUUAUGUUUACAAAUCUCCAAACUAUUUUCCUUCUUCUAUGUACAAAUCACCCGUAUACUCGCACUCCGCUGAAUACAAGUCACCAACAUAUUCUCUAUCUUCAAAUUACGAAAAUCCUUACUACUCUUCCUCACUAAUGAAAAAGUCUCAAUAUUAUACUCCUUCUCAAGUAUACAACUCACCAGUAUAUUCACCAUCCCUUGAGUACAAGUCACCAACAUACUCUCCCUCUUCUGAUUACAAGACACUUUACUACUCUCCUUCUCCUGUUUACAAAUCUCCAUACUAUUCUCCUUCUUCCAUGUACAAGUCACCAGAAUACUCACCUUCCUUUGAAUACAAUUCACCAGCAUUUUCUCAAUCUUCUGAUUACAAAACUCCUUACUACUCAUCAUCACCUAUGAAAAAGUCUCCAUACUAUUCUCCAUCUCCAUUAUAUAAAUCACCAAUUUACUCUUCGUCUCUUAUAUACUCAACACCUGUUUACUCUCCAUCUACUAUAUACCCAACACCUGUUUACUCUCCAUCUUCCGUAUACAUGUCACCAUAUUAUUCUCCAUCUUCUGGAUAUAACACACCAUACAACUAUCCAUCACAAAUUUACAAGUCACCAAACUACUCCCCAUCACCCAUCUACAAAUUUCCUAACUACUCCCCAUCCCCAAUUAAUAAAUCUCCAGACUAUUCUUCGUCUCCGAUACACAGUUCUUCAUACUACACUCCUUCAUCAAGCUACAAAACUACAUACCACACUCCAUCUUCAGUAUAUAAAAGUCCAAAUUACUCACCAUCCCAAAUUUACAAAUCUCGAUACUACUCUGCAUCUCCAAUUUACAAGACUCCUUACCACUCCCAAUCACUAGCUUAUAACACUCUAUAUUACUCUCCAUCACCAGUUUAUAAGUCACCCUACAACUCCCUUUCACCUGUUUACAAGUCUCCAUUUUAUUCACCAUCCCCUGCUUACAAGUCUCCCUACUACCCAUCGUCUACUUUGUAUGAGGCUCCUUAUUACUCUCCCUCACCUAUUUACAAGAAACCAGUAUACACUCCAUCGCCAACCUACACUCCAUCGUCAUUUUAUGACAAAAAGAAUGUAUAUACUCCUUCUCCAACAUAUUCACCAUCACCUGUAUAUAAAAAAUCAAUUCACACUCCAUCGUUAGUUGUCUCGCCAUCUUACUAUCAAAAGCCUGCGUACGCCCCAUCAGCAACAUAUUCACCAUCUCCAGUUUACAAAUCUCCUUAUUAUACCCCAUUUUCUUAUGAGUCUCCUUACUACUCUCCAUCUUAUGUCUACAAGAAACCAUUAUACACUCCUUCAUCAUCUUACAUUCCUUCGAACUAUGUAAAACAUGCCAACACCGCAUCACCAACAUAUUCACCAUCCCCUGAUUACAAGUCUCUAUAUUAUUCCCCAUCCUCUUCUUAUGUGUCACCUUACUACUCCCCAUCUCCUGUCUACAAGAAACCAUUAUACACUAUUUCACCAUCUUACAUUCCAUCUAACAAUGAUAAACCAAUAUACACCCCAUCACCAACAUAUUCUCCAUCUCCUAUUUACAAAUCUCGUUAUUACUCUCCAUCCCCUUCGCAUGAAUCCACAUACUACUCGCCAUCAACUAUAUACAAAAAGUCAAUUUACACUCCUUCACCAUAUUUCUAUGAAACUCAAUCUACACACCAUCACCAAAUUAUUCACCAUUUCCUAUUGACCAUUUUUCAACUUAUAGUCCAUCUACUGAGUACAAGCCUUCUGUUGAAGCCAAAAUUACAUCUAACUACUAAUUUAAGCAUGAGAUAA